This is a messenger RNA of Gorilla gorilla gorilla (western lowland gorilla), 3882 nucleotides long. It is a transcript of the gene SEPTIN14, whose product is annotated as septin 14. The transcript has 10 exons. The coding region runs from base 196 to 1494 and encodes 432 amino acids. Lineage: Eukaryota; Metazoa; Chordata; Mammalia; Primates; Hominidae. Gene Ontology annotation, molecular function: GTP binding. The record is from RefSeq and is a predicted model, not a curated record.
GGUCCACAACUGGGGACAGUAGAAAGGACACCAGCUUGGAAUCAGUUUGGACCUGUGUCUGCUGCACAGCUGAAUCCCUGGGAAAGUAAGUUAUUUAAACUUUCUGAGUCUGAAUUUUUUCACCUGGCAUAUGGCAAUGAAAAUACAUACAUCUCAGAUCUACUAUGAGGACUAACAAAGCUCUUUUAGUGUAGCAUGGCAGAAAGAACAAUGCCUAUGCCCACACAAAUACCUGCUGAUGGAGAUACACAAAAAGAAAAUAAUAUUCGUUGUUUAACUACGAUUGGACAUUUUGGUUUUGAAUGUUUGCCCAAUCAGUUGGUGAGCAGAUCUAUCCGACAAGGAUUCACUUUUAAUAUUCUCUGUGUGGGGGAAACUGGAAUUGGAAAAUCGACACUGAUAGACACAUUGUUUAAUACUAACUUGAAAGAUAACAAAUCCUCACAUUUUUACUCAAAUGUUGGACUUCAAAUUCAGACAUAUGAACUUCAGGAAAGCAAUGUUCAGUUGAAAUUGACUGUUGUGGAGACAGUAGGGUAUGGUGAUCAAAUAGACAAAGAAGCCAGCUACCAACCAAUAGUUGACUAUAUAGAUGCCCAAUUUGAGGCCUAUCUUCAAGAAGAACUGAAGAUUAAACGUUCCUUGUUUGAGUACCAUGAUUCUCGCGUCCACGUGUGUCUUUACUUCAUUUCACCUACAGGACAUUCCCUGAAGUCUCUUGAUCUAUUAACAAUGAAGAACCUUGACAGUAAGGUGAAUAUUAUACCACUGAUUGCCAAAGCAGACACAAUUUCUAAAAAUGAUUUACAGACGUUUAAGAGUAAGAUAAUGAGUGAAUUGAUUAGCAAUGGCAUCCAGAUAUAUCAGCUCCCAACAGAUGAAGAAACUGCUGCUCAAGCGAACUCCUCAGUUAGUGGGCUGUUACCCUUUGCUGUGGUAGGGAGUACAGAUGAAGAGAAAGUUGGAAAAAGGAUGGUCAGAGGCCGUCACUACCCUUGGGGAGUUUUGCAAGUGGAAAAUGAAAAUCACUGUGACUUCGUUAAGCUCCGAGACAUGCUUCUUUGUACCAAUACGGAAAAUCUAAAAGAAAAAACCCACACUCAGCACUAUGAAUGUUAUAGGUACCAAAAACUGCAGAAAAUGGGCUUUACAGAUGUGGGCCCAAACAACCAGCCAGUUAGUUUUCAAGAAAUCUUUGAAGCCAAAAGACAAGAGUUCUAUGAUCAAUGUCAGAGGGAAGAAGAAGAGUUGAAACAGAGAUUUAUGCAGCGAGUCAAGGAGAAAGAAGCAACAUUUAAAGAAGCUGAAAAAGAGCUGCAGGACAAGUUUGAGCAUCUUAAAAUGAUUCAACAGGAGGAGAUAAGGAAGCUCGAGGAAGAGAAAAAACAACUGGAAGGAGAAAUCAUAGAUUUUUAUAAAAUGAAAGCUGCCUCUGAAGCACUGCAGACUCAGCUGAGCACCGAUACAAAGAAAGACAAACAUCGUAAGAAAUAAUGGUUUCUCUUACUAUUCUGAGAGCCCUAUCAUUCUACAUCGCAACUUCCUGUGAGAUUGUCUUUGUAGCAUUUAACUCUGAUUGAAGUUCUCAUUUUAAAAAUUGGCUUGCUUAUUGUAUAUUUUCCCUAACUAAAGUGUGAACUCCUAGCGGGGUGUGGUGGCUCAUGCCUGUAAUCCCAGCACUUUGGGAAGCUGAGGCGGGUGGACCACCUGAGGUCAGGAGUUCAAAACCAGCCUGACCAAAAUGAUGACACCCUGCCUCUACUAAAAAUACAAAACUUAGCUGGGUUUGGUGGCCGGUACCUGUAAUCCCAGCCACUUGGGAGGCUGAGGCAGGAGAAUCACUUGAACCCUGGAGGUGGAGGUUGCAGUGAGCCAAGAUCUCACCAUUGUACUCCAGCCUGGGUGACAAGAGCAAAACUCCGCCUCAAAAAAAAAAAAAAAAAAAGGUAUGAACUCCCAGAAGGCAGGUCCUGUGUCCAUCUUUUCAGAUUCUGUAUCUUGGCACUUAGGACGUACACUAACACAAAGAUGACAUUCAAUCAAUAUUUGCCAAAAUGAAAAAACAAAAGAAACACGUAGCAUCAUGUAAAAGGAGCUGGUUAGGUGAAGAAAUUUAUUUACCAUAGUCCUGCUUUUGGAUCCAGUAGUGACUUUUACAUUUUAUAUCCAAAUAGAAGCUGGAGGCUUUGUUGGGGACUCAUAGGCAUAAAAUGUUAAGUUAUACAAAUCUAAUUAAUAGGCCUAUUUUCCUUUUUUAAAUUCGACUACUCAUAAUUUCUUGACAGUUUUUAUGAUAAAAGGUUGGAAUUUGAUAAGAACUCCCAUGCUUUUGUGUCAGACUUAAAACUGAUAUUAGAAUAAAGAAUUCAAAAGCUAGAGAAAGUCAGAGUUAUAUUUGAAUGAUAAUAUUAUGUGUUACAGAUUUGGGGUAUAUGCCAAAGUUAUCAAAGUUGUAGAAAAUAAGGCCAGGUGUGGUGGCUCACACCUGUAAUCCCAGCACUUUGGGAGGCCGAGGUGGGCGGAUCACUUGCGGUCAGGAGUUUGAGAACAGCCAGGCCAACAUGACCACACCCCAUCUCUACUAAUAAUACAAAAGUUAGCCGGGUGUGGUGUUGUGCACCUGUAGUCCCUGCUACUCGGAAAGCUGAGGCAGGAGAAUCGCUUGUACCCAGGAGGCAGAGGUUGUAGUGAGCAGAGAUUGUGCCACUGCACUCCAGCCUGGGUGACAGAGCGCUGAGUCACCACACCUGGUAUAAGCCACUGUGCCCGGCCCACAAUGACUUUUAUACAUAUUGUUAAAUCAUCUUACAGAUUUUAUAAUUUGGAGGAAGAAAAAUUUUACUAAAUGGUCUUUUAAUGGAAACUCUACAAGAACCAGAAUCUUUGCUUUGUUCACUUAUGUAUCCAUUCCUAGGCCUAGAAAAAUGUCUGACACAUAGCUGCAAUUAUUCGUUGAAUAAAUGGACCCAGCAAUAGUACAUUAGCUAUGCCAUAUGCAUACAUUAAAAAUGUAGAUUAUUGACUUUCAAAAGAUAAUUAAUGUAACUUCUUACUGCUUCUGAACAUGUUUGUGAGUUAUAUUGCUGAGGGACCUUUAUCUUCUCAUUCUUUCAUCUUAAUCCAAUGUUAUUAAAACUUAAACUGAAAUCACCAAUAUUAUUCCAUAUUUAAAAAUAACAUCUACCUUAUAAAAAUUAUCACUGUGCUGCAUUUGAGAAUAGACUUUUUAGGUAAUAAUGGUAUAAUCCAUAGGGUUUUUGAGGGCACAGAAGGAUUCAUGCUAACAGAACAUUUUAUUUUCUAUUUUCCAAGAGCUAUAAAACAUGAUAUUAUAUGAUACUAUAAGGCAUAUUUUUACUUUUUCCAUAAUUUUUUCUAAAAAAAAUUAGUGUUGGUUUUCCAUAUAACUUUUAACUUUAUAAGUAAAUAUUUGUCUCUUUCAGCUCCAGUUUCAUGUGAAAUAGAGUUUCCAGAUUUAUGUAGCAUGGAAAGUUUUAAUACGUCAGAGUUACUGAUUUUUGCCAGUCAUUUUCUCAAUUAUUUACUUCUUUUAUCUUUAGUUGAUUUUUUUUGUAGUGACAAGUUUUGUUUCUAUUCUCAUUUCCUUUUGUGUAUAUUCUAUGUAGAUUUCGUUUUUGGUUACUAUGAAAAUUACAUAUAACAUCCUGGAGUUAUAACAUUCUGAUUUGAAUUUAUUUCAACUUAACUUCAAUCACAUACCAAAAUUCUACUGCUAUAUAGGUCUACUCUUUUUAGGUUAUUGAUGUAACAAAUUGUAUCUUUAUUCAUUGUACACCACCUAACAGAUUUAUAAUUACAUUUUAUGCAUUUGUCUUUUAAAUCCUGUAGAAAAUAAAAAGCGGAGUUACAAACCAAAAUUAC